Messenger RNA from Ipomoea nil (Japanese morning glory), 413 nucleotides. RefSeq names its product B3 domain-containing protein REM21-like. The record is from RefSeq and is a predicted model, not a curated record. Bases 21 to 413 code for a protein of 130 amino acids. NCBI's taxonomy places the organism in Eukaryota, Viridiplantae, Streptophyta, Magnoliopsida, Solanales, Convolvulaceae. The transcript has 2 exons. Gene Ontology annotation, molecular function: DNA binding.
UCUCCUAUCUGUUGCAAGAAAUGGAACACGGAAAUGCCAAAUUCUACAUGCCUUUUCGUCCAGAAACCUGCUCAGAAAAAUUGGAAAUUCCCAAGUGGUUCAAGUGGUUAUGGGGAGAUUUUGUAGAUGUUAUUCCAACAGAGGUGAUUCUCAGGAAUCGUUUGAUGAACACUUGGAGAGUAGGGAUAACAAAAAUUGGGGAGAGUUUAUAUUUCAAGAAUGGUUGGGCAAAUUUCGUGGCGGAUAACUCUAUCAAAACUGGGGAUUACAUGGUAUUCCGGUUUGAUGGUUAUGGCCCGUUCGAGGUUCUAGUGCUUGGAGUUGAUGACCUAACUGAUUGGGAUAAGGCGAUAAUAAGGAUGGAUGAAGAAGAUGAAGAAACACAAACUCAAGGAGAAAGGAAGACUAUUUAA